AUGAAUAUCUUUAAAGUUUCAAGUCUGCUUCUGAUUCUCGGUUGUGGUAGUAUUCUGGCAGGUAUCUGCCAGCAAAAGAACUGCCAGCAUGGAAACUGCCCUCCUGAUUGGCGCAAAGACGGAGCGUCAUGUUACUUCAUCAUAACGGAGAAGAUGACUUGGAACAACGCAAAGAGUCUUUGUACCGAGUAUGGAGCAACGCUUGGUAUCCCAAACUCACAAUCGGCACAGGAGUUUAUUUGGGAAUUCUUUCUGCAAAAGAUUGAGGACACCACAACUCCAAAUCUCUGGAUUGGUUUAAUCAAAGCGAAGGGACAUUGGGAUGGUCUGCUGAGUAAUACAAGCGGGUCUUACAAGAACUGGGCAGCAGGACAACCGGAUUCCAUCUAUUUGUAUUGUGCAGCAAUGUGGGGUGACCGUGGCGGUAAAUGGGAUGAUCAACCUUGCUACAGGGAAAACUACGCAGUCUGUGAGCUCCCUGUCCCCGUCACCAACACUCCAUUAUUCUGCCUGUACACCGGUGAUGAUGGUCGCCUUAGUUCUCAGUAA
Molecule: messenger RNA, 549 nt
Organism: Asterias rubens (European starfish)
Lineage: Eukaryota; Metazoa; Echinodermata; Asteroidea; Forcipulatida; Asteriidae
Product: C-type lectin domain family 6 member A-like
Exons: 1
Coding region: 1-549 (182 amino acids)
Biological process (GO): biological process involved in interspecies interaction between organisms
Cellular component (GO): external side of plasma membrane
Molecular function (GO): carbohydrate binding
Source: RefSeq, a predicted model, not a curated record